AUGGAAAUGUAUUUUUCUGUGACCAGACCACUGACUUACCGGGCCAAACGAACAACCAAGCGGGCCAUGACCAUGAUUGGAUUAGCCUGGUCUAUCUCUUUUAUUCUGUGGGCCCCAGCCAUUCUGUUCUGGCAGUACAUCGUGGGCGAGCGGACAGUACAGCCAAACGAGUGCUAUAUUCAGUUCUUGUCUGAGCCUAUAAUUACAUUUUGUACAGCUAUUGCUGCCUUCUACUUGCCAGUAACUAUUAUGGCAAUCCUGUUCUGGAAGAUAUAUCAGGAGACAGAGAAGCGAGCUAAAGAUGUACAGGGUCUCAAGGGAUCUGGGUCAGGGAACAACCCAAAUCAGGCUCCACAUGAAAGCGGUAGUAGUGGAAAAAAAGGUACAGAAAGUGCACCCAACAACCAGAAUAUCUCAGCAGCUAUGCUGCACCAGGUGAGGUCCCAAAAAUACAGCAGCUAUGGACUAAAUUAUUUGUCUUCUGAGAAGAACAACGCAAGCCUACCAGGAGGCAUAGAAAGUAGAGGGAAAUGCAGCAUGUUCUGCUUUGAGAUUUCAUCUCUUCUGCCAGUUCACCAUGCAUCCAAGAGAUUAAAUGCCACAUCACCAGCAGCAGAACAGAGUAGCUGUGACAGCUUUAACAAUAACGAGGCCUGGGAUUCAGAAGACCAGUCAGAUGGUAAGAAGUCUAGAAAGGGGAAGGAAAACAAGGAAAAAUAUCCCCUGUCUACAAACAUAAGUCCAAGAGGAUCAAAUGCAGCAACCUCCUGUUCUGCUGACCCGUCACCUACAGCUAUCACCAUGAAAGACGCUGCAGUGGCCAAACGCUUUGCCUCCAAGGCCAAGACAGAGAUCAGCAAGCGCAAGAACGAAAAAAAGGCAAAUGAGAAAAAAGCUGCAAGGACACUUAGCGCCAUUCUGUUUGCCUUCAUUACAACAUGGUUACCAUAUAAUAUCAUGGUUUUGGUCAAUACUUUUUGUCAGGACUGUAUCCCUGAAACUCUCUGGGCUCUGGGCUACUGGUUGUGUUAUGUUAACAGCACAGUCAACCCCAUGUGCUAUGCCUUAUGCAACAAGACCUUCAGGACAACCUUUAGAGAUAUUUUAAUGUGUCAGUGGAAUCAAAGAAAGAACAAGCCUCAUUUCUAUCAGAGACAGGCUGUGGUAUUCCAUAAGAAAGACCCCAUGUAG
Messenger RNA from Neolamprologus brichardi, 1191 nucleotides. The record is from RefSeq and is a predicted model, not a curated record. Lineage: Eukaryota; Metazoa; Chordata; Actinopteri; Cichliformes; Cichlidae.